Messenger RNA from Gasterosteus aculeatus aculeatus (three-spined stickleback), 1009 nucleotides. It is a transcript of the gene mblac1, whose product is annotated as metallo-beta-lactamase domain containing 1. The record is from RefSeq and is a predicted model, not a curated record. NCBI's taxonomy places the organism in Eukaryota, Metazoa, Chordata, Actinopteri, Perciformes, Gasterosteidae.
AAGAAGAAGCGGUCUAUGGCCGACAUGGAGCCCACAGACAGUAAAGGGCUCUGUGCUGACAUUCAAACAGUCCCUUUCUCUGAGUCCCAGUCGGACUUCCCCGGUCAGCCGUACUCCGUGUCCGUCCUCAAAGCCGGAUACUGUCUCCCUCAGACCGACGGGACGUUUAGAGCUGACGGGACCAUCACCCUCAUAACGGGACCCAGGACCAUCCUGGUGGACACCGGCGGGCCGUGGGACCGCAGCUUCCUCCUAACGACGCUGAAGAAGAGGGGCCUGGAACCCGGGGACAUUGACGUGGUAGUGGGGACUCACGGACACUCGGACCACAUCGGGAACCUGAGUCUUUUCCCCACGGCGGUAAUGAUGGUGGGGUAUGACGUCAGCGAAGGGGACGCGUACCGGCCCAGCAGGCUGGCAGAGGGGCUCGCGCACACUAUUGACGAGCAUGUUUACGUCUCCUCCCUUCCACAGGUGUCCGUCGUUCCCUGUCCAGGUCACACAGGACAAGACGUCAGCGUCCAAGUGACGGGAACCUCAGUGGGCACGGUGCUUGUUGCCGGGGACUUAUUUGAGUGCUGCUCAGACGAGGACAGCUGGCGGGACUUGAGCAUGGACACUGCAGUGCAGCAGGUCAGCCGGCAGCAGGCGCUGCGCACCGCGGAUGUCAUCAUUCCAGGACAUGGACUCCCUUUCCGAGUCCUCAGGAAGUGAUGAACCAUUUCUAUCGGUUGAUCGUGUUUCAAAUAAUACAACAUACUGUACAGAGAAACAUACGUUUCAUUUGAUCACUUUGAAAGGGAGCACCCGAGACUGCAUAUCUGUUUCUAUCUAAGAAACAAAGUCAAGUCACUCACUACGCCUUUUUUUAAGUGUGAUAUUUUAUGUUUAAAGUCGCUUUCUUUUUUAUAUUGGAUGAUCUUAAUAUUUCAAAUGGUCUUUGAGUAUACAAACAAAAGAAAACAAUAUCAAAUUGUAGCUAUUGUUUAAUAUAAAUCUGUAAAUUUGA